Messenger RNA from Actinia tenebrosa (Australian red waratah sea anemone), 4841 nucleotides. RefSeq names its product ATP-dependent RNA helicase DDX3X. The record is from RefSeq and is a predicted model, not a curated record. Lineage: Eukaryota; Metazoa; Cnidaria; Anthozoa; Actiniaria; Actiniidae. Gene Ontology annotation, molecular function: RNA helicase activity; ATP binding; nucleic acid binding.
CCUCAGCUGCCCCCCAGCACAAGUUCAACACGACAAAACUAGUGUACCAAGUAAACUGGCCUAAAAAACCUCUUUUUUUCUUCAAUAUCGCCCUUUCUUCGACUCGAUAAGAUUCAAGACAACUUCAGUUAUGAGUUAUGUGGCCCAUGGGAACCAACAGAGUCUAGACCAGCAGUUAGCUGGACUAGACUUAAACUCCGGUGUCGCACGUCAUCCCGGCGCUGGAAUCAACCAAAGUCAACCACCACAACAGCGUUAUGUCCCUCCUCAUUUACGAAGGAAUCCUCAACAGAAUUUUAAUAUGCCGGAUCCGAGAAAUCCCGGCAAUUACCCUCCGCCGGGUCCACCAAGAGACUUCAGAGGAAGAGAUGGCGGCUAUAGAGAUAUGAAUUACCGUGGUGGCCGAGGAAAUUAUAGCGGAGGCUAUGGUGGUGGUGGUGGUGGAUACAACCGCAGAGGUGGAGGGGGAUGGAGAGAUCGUUCUGGUGGUAAUGAUUACUGGUAUUCAAACCAAGGAGGAUACAAUGAUAGAGAUAUGAUGUCAGGACGUCAUGAGGACUGGUCUAAACUGCAGCCAAAAAAUGACCGUUUGGAAAGGGAACUAUUUGUUGGAAACAACUCUGGUAUUAACUUUGAGAAGUAUGAUGACAUUCCUGUUGAGGCCACUGGGAAAGAUUGCCCUACCAACAUUGAGUCAUUCAAUGAUGUUGAAUUAGGAGAAAUCCUGAUGAGCAACAUCAAGUUAGCCAACUACUCCAAGCCAACCCCAGUCCAAAAAUAUGCUAUUCCCAUCGUCAAGGGCAAAAGGGAUUUGAUGGCAUGUGCCCAGACAGGUUCUGGCAAGACUGCAGCAUUUUUGAUUCCUAUUCUUAGUAGAAUCUUCCUGGAAGGACCUCCUCAAAUGCCAGAUGCCAAGCACACUUCCAGGAGAAGACAAUACCCUGUAAGCCUGGUUCUUGCACCAACGAGAGAACUGGCUGUGCAGAUCUUUGAUGAAGCAAGAAAGUUUUCUUAUCGCUCUCUCGUACGCGUAUGUGUCGUGUAUGGUGGUGCAGACAUAAGUGGGCAGCUCCGUGAACUUGAUAGAGGCUGCCAUCUUCUCGUGGCUACACCUGGACGUCUUGUUGACAUGAUGGACCGAGGACGUAUUGGCCUGGAUGUUAUCAAGUUCCUGGUCCUUGAUGAAGCAGACAGGAUGCUUGACAUGGGUUUUGAACCCCAAAUACGUAGAAUUGUUGACCAAGAUACCAUGCCUAAACCAGGGGAUAGGCAGACACUAAUGUUCAGUGCAACAUUCCCUAAAGAAAUCCAGAUGCUUGCCAGAGACUUUUUGGACAAUUACAUUUUCUUGGCUGUUGGAAGGGUUGGAUCAACCAGUGAAAACAUCACUCAGAAGAUCAUAUGGGUUGAUGAAUAUGAGAAAAGAUCCUUCCUUCUGGAUCUGCUGGAAGUCUCGGGAAAAGAUGCUCUGACUUUGGUGUUCGUUGAGACCAAGAAAGGAGCAGAUGCUCUGGAGAUGUUCUUGUACAAAGAGAAUUUUGCCUGCACAUCGAUCCAUGGAGACCGCUCCCAGAAGGAAAGGGAAGAUGCUUUGAGUUCUUUCCGUAGAGGAAAAACACCCAUUCUGGUUGCUACUGCUGUUGCAGCACGUGGGCUGGAUAUUUCCAAUGUCCGUCAUGUUAUCAACUUUGAUCUGCCCUCUGACAUAGAGGAGUAUGUGCACCGUAUUGGACGUACUGGGCGUGUAGGUCAUACUGGUCUUGCCACAUCCUUCUUCAAUGAAAAGAACAGGAAUGUUGCCAAGGAUCUCCUUGCUCUAGUGACAGAAACAGGACAAGAAGUGCCAUCUUGGCUGGAGGCCAUUUCCUAUGAGUCUAAUAGCUCCAAGAGAGGAGGAAGAAGGUAUGGAAGUGGUUUUGGUGGAAACAGAGAUUACCGUCAACAGCGUGGAGGUCACACCCCUAGCAGCAAUAUGCACAUGAAUCCUUAUGGAGGAUAUGGUGGUGGCGGCGGAUACAACAAUUAUGGAGGGUAUGGUGGAGGAGGACGCCAUUACGGUAGUGGUGGUGGAGGAGGACAAGAUUGGUGGAACUGAGAAGCCACACCCUAUUUUACAACUCUUCUUGACAAGCCAAGGCAGUUGUGUUCUAAGUAAAACUAGUAUGCAUUGUUGGCCAAAUCUGACAUCAAAUAUGUGUAAGUGAUUGAUUGGUUGGUUGGAAUUCCCUUCCUAGAUGUUGCUGCAGUGGAUGACUCAGCUUCCAUAACGGCUUUAAUACAGCACAGUGCAUUGAGGAAAGAGUUGGUAUUGCAUGUACCAUUGAUUUCCCACAAGUAAACUGUGCUGCUUGUGUUUGCAAGACAUUUCUCAAGUUACGUUGAUUGAUAAACUGAACAACACUUAGGUGUGCAUGGUCAGUGACAAGUUUCCGAUGCAAGAAAUAACCAUUUCUUCAUUUCUUAUUACUAACUAUUAUAGUCAAUACGAUAAGGAUGCGAUGAAUAUUUGUCAACCUUAACUAAGGAAUAGUUGCUGGCCAACUAAUGUUCUAGGACAUAAUCAGUUUGUUUUUUUGCUCUUUGUUUGAUAUCUAUCAUAUUAUAUUAUUUUGUCUUAAAGUUUCAAUUCAUGGAAGAGUUACAUUGAGUUAAUAUAAUCCAGUUUUGGGAGGGGAAUUGCAUAAUUUAUUAAUGAAAAAGCACUUUUUAUUUUAUUCAUUUGAAAGUAUUUCUUUAAACUUAUUAGAAAAUAUGUAUUUGUUUUAAGCCAACACGAUUUUCAGUGUUGAAUUUCAAUGCUGUUACCCAAGAUUUCUCAUUCUUGAUUAUUAAUAUCUUGAUAUAGUAGUGAUAAAAAUAUAUAAUAUAAAGUUUGCUCAAAACUAUUGUUUAUAUAAAUCCCAAAUUGAUGAUAAAAGAUUGAUUGAUGACUUUGUACUUUGGAGAUCAUACAAAGUUAAAUCAGCUGUGAAGAGUUCUGUUGUUUCCAGUUUUAGAUGGUUAUCAGUAUUUACCACUUUCUACAUAUAUUUAGAUUUCAAUUUCGAUAGAAAGGAAUACAUAUAGGAAAUUAUAGAGUAUGUUUUUCUCUUCAUACUAAAGCAUAUGUCAUAAGGAGUUGCCAAAUAGGAGUCUGUAUAAGAAGAAAAUAUAACAUAAGGGAAUGUGAAUCAAAUUUGAAUUGGGAUAUUUUCUAAUAGUAUGUAUAAUUGAUGCAUUGGGAAUGUAAUAUCUUGAAGAAAACAUAGUACAUGUGGAGAAAAAAAAGAUUAAAUAUUUCAAUAGCAAGUAGUUGAUUUAAUAUUUUUGAUAGAUGUUUAUUGCUUUACCUAAUUCUGGUAGGGCAUAGAUAAUGCCGAAGAUUAAACUUAGUUUCCCAUUGUGGCUGCAACAUCUUGCAGUUUUAUUGCAACCAAAUCGAAAGGUAACCAACUACAAAAGAGAAUGCAAUGAUAGUGCAAUAACAUUGCUAAAAUUUAGUGCACAAUGGCCUUUAGUAUAAAGGAAUUUUUUCACAUUUUCGUAACUUAUUAGAAAAAUUUCAUACUUUUCAAACCAAAAAAGCAACAAAAAUUAAUGGAUUUAAUCAUUGAUGACGAACAUGAUGAAGAAUAAGGAAUUUCAUCACAUUUUAUAUUUUUUGCUUUGUCUUUGAAUUCAGUUUAAUUUUCAGAAAAGAUAUAAUUACAAAUUACAAAUAAUCCUAUGCAUUACAAUCCCAAAUGCAGGCAUCUGUACAGAAAUCUUAGUAUGUUAAUCUAAGAAGAAUCAUAUUUAGAGCUGAUAUUUAUUGGGCAAUUUGCAUUGUUGCAUUUUUAUUUUGGAUUGAGACAUUCAAUGAGAAUCCCAUGCAACUUGGCUAGAAAAAGCAAGUUACUUCAAUACAAUCAUCCAUAAAUGCUACAGAUUUUUGUGGCAACCAUUCCAACACAGAAACCAAGGAAAAGGUUUUAUUGCUUUUGUAAGCCAAGGUUUCUGAAAAUGCGGUCAUAUUUUCAGGCUAGGUAGGUUUUUUCGCUUUUUUCGAAAUAGUUUGAUAAACCAUAUUUCUGGACAAGAAUGUGUAGUUCCAAAACUUAUCCAUACCCCCUCAGCGGAAUUUUUUAAAGACACCCCUACCCCCAGAAAUUCCAAAUUUCUUCCAUACAAACUCUGUAAUAUUUGUUCUUUCUCUGGCCCCCCACCCUUUGGAAAUUCCUAAUUCCUCCGUGGGGUGGGUAUGAAUGAUUUCUGGAACUAGAUGAUAUACAGGCCUCCCUUCUACAGGCAACUCUUGAUGUAAAUAAUGAAAAGAUUAUCAAAAUUUAUAACUUGCAUGUUUUUGUUUCAAGAAAUGCUGGGGAACGUAAGGACAAAGGAGAUUCCUAGCUCCCUGUCUUCUUUCCCUUCAUGUGAGUUGUUUGAGAACAGAGCUAUCGCAUGUAAAGAGCAUGUUAAAUGGUUCCAAUAUUUAAUGAUUCCUGUUUAUCAAAGGUAACGUUACUCAGAUCAUGAAAUCAUUAAACUUGGCCUUUACUUCAUAUGUACAUCUAAUGCUCUGAAUAUUUUUAAGAUAAAAAAAGCAAAACUAGUUUCAAAGAAGUACAUAAAUAUUUGUGUAACAUACAUUUGAUCAAGUAUGUUAACUUAUUUCAUAGAUGAUAACAUAAUCAACUCUUUACGAGGGUAACUCAGAUUCCAUGGUAUUCUGUGGACACAUUUUCUUUCCACAAGUUCAUUUUCCUCUCUUAGUUGAGUGUAAUUGAGAGAUCUUUGGUUUCCAAGCUAAAAUACUGUUAAAUAAAGGUUUAUUUGUCCAUUUGAUGUCAGAAGCCAAACAAUAAAGUUCAAAUUUAUGUCUA